AUGCCACUUGCCAACAGUUAUUGCCCCUUCUGUGGGAUCAUUCUGCUGCCUGAUCCGUACUGGGAGAGUCCGCCGUCUUCACAGGCCCAGCCUCGCCCCUGGUACACAGAAGCGCGAGGAAUAUACCCCACUGAUAUACCUGGCUCUGUCGGUUUGACUGGGUUGGGAAUAAUACAGGCCCGAAAGAAUCUUUGCGCACCAUCUGAAAGCCAUCGAUCUUACAUUGGUGAAGAUCUCGAUGCGCUAGAAGUGUGGAGAAUCUCCGAACUAUCCGAUCACUGUUGGUGCUUUGCGUUCCAUGACUCCUGCUGGAAUAUCCUUCUCCUCAGACUCGGCAUUAGAGAUACCAACCCUCUACACGUUGAGGAGACUAUUUUAAGACCACUUUUUAACCAGCUAUGUUCCACACCGUGCCCGAAGGGCUCCGUUUUUAAACUCGGCCAUAACUACGGGGGCGCUGCUAAAACGCAUGUCAGAUUUGGACCGAUAAAACCUAUCGAUUUGAGCUCAGAAUAUUAUGCUGACCCUUAUGCGAUCCCCUCAAUAUCGGCUAUUGAAGCCAACAUCCAACCACAUUUGGGCAGUGGGACAGGUGUCAGUCUGCCCGUGGAAGAUACCAGCCGUGCCUUUGCACUUUUCCAAUCCAAUCAAAUACCAGCCCUAUUCCGCUCUCUCGAAGACACCUCAAAAGUCAUUUGCGCCAAUUCGCUCAAGCCCUGUGUCCAUGCGUUCAAAAAGCUUCCCACGGAGCUGGUAUCCGAAAUUCUAUCCUAUCUGUCCUUUGCAGAGCUCUUAACUCUAAGGCUUGUGUGUCGAGAUUUCGCCCUGAUAGCAACCACCAGUGUCUUUUCGCAGUCCUACUGGCGCGGUAGGUUCUGCAUUGGUCAAGAAAUGGACUUCCUUUUCCUCAAACUCACCACAGCCCGAAACUGGGCAAGAAUUUUUCAGGGUAUCCGGAUUUCUUUGAAGAAGUCCCUGAGUUUGAUCAAUCGAAAGAGGGUCAGGAGUCUUUUAGAACCCAUCGCAGCUCUUUGUGAUCUAGAGGCUAACCCGGCAGCUUUUCAAUGUCCCGAUGGCGCAACUUCUGAGUCCCCCGUUUCGCUACAGAUUGGAGAUUCCUACUCGGGUCACCCAUGGAACCCUAAGAAGGACGGUCCCAUAGAUAAGGGAUGUCGGCAACUUUUCUAUAGGUCGCAGUCCUUAUAUUUUCCACACCAGCCAACUGAGCGGCGGAUUGGCGUCUCUACCAUCAAACUCGGUGCCAAAAGCUUCAUCUCGGGAAUCAACUUCCACGAUUCCACCAGCCGUGUUAUCGGAUACCGUAUUCCCUCGUCGGAAGAAUGGGUACAGAUGCCGCCCGCUUCCGAGUUGCGAGAAAUUGGUGUGAGAUUUUGUUCAGAAGGCCUGAGAGAGGUUGUAUUCGAUUUCAAGGACGCAUCAUCCGGCUGGGUUGGAGAUAAACAAAGCUGGGGAAUUUUAUCCGGCAGAUUGACCAUCCCAGAAACCGGCUCUUGGUGGCCCCAUCUUCUUGCUGGCCUGGACGAUUUUAAAAUCGUCUUACUUGCCCUCGGCAAGACAUCCAACCGCCCCUUGAAUGAAGUGACUGAUGCAUUUGAUAUUCAGUCUGUGUUAUGGGCACCGCAUCCCCCAAACGAAAAAGAUGUGAAAUGUAGUCACCUUCUACCACUGUCCGAGUCGCCCGGACCUUUUGACCGUUUGAUGAAUAUCGACUUCGGCGGCCCAAAAGGUGUGCACCUCGGGCGUUUGACGCGGCUAACAUUUCAUAUGGCAGCCCUCAACUCCCGCCUGCCGCUGACAGGGAUCGAAGUCUUUCUCUCCGAUGGGCAUUCUUUCUUGUGCGGGUCAGGAAAUGAGUGCAAGCUCACUUUGUUUAUCGAGGGAUCAAAAGGAGAGCGUAUUGAUCGAAUCGAUGUUCUUGAAGAGAGCUCGCGAUACCAUUUGGUAAAAGAUCUCAGUGGCUUACAGAUCUCGACCAAUUUUGGAAGAUCUGUUAGUUUUGCUCCUCUGCGCUCUCGAAUCAAAAAUUCCGUGAAAUCUCUCCCGGAUUUACCGCCCGGUAGCUUCAUCACGGGGCUAAUUUCUAUGAAUGAGCACUUCCGAACUCAGUUUACCCGAAUCGGAUAUCAGGCGCAGCAAAAUGUCGAACAAUUUGGCCUAUACCAGAGCACGGAUAUCGUGGAUCACGACUGCCACCACGUUCCUAGGAAUCAGGUCCUAUACGAUGAUGCAUUUUCCUGUUAUACAGGCGGUGGGAGAUUGAGGGACUACCAAACCUAUGCAACGCUCAAAAACGUGCGUAAAAUCCAGGCGUCAAUCGACAUUGAAGGUCUAUCUCGAUUUGACAAUUGCAUAUCCGGCUUGAAAAUCGAGUACUUCGAUCAUCCCAGCCCUGCAGUGCUAGGCCAAUGGCUCAAAGAGUCCGACAGCUUUGAAUUGUCCCGGGGUGAAAAGGUUCAAUCCUUGACAAUUCGGAUUACUACAAUGGGGUUCAAUGAUGAGCGCCCCGGCAUGAAGUUAGGCCAAGUCACCGCAAUCCAAAUCGAGACCACCCACUCUCGUAGCAUGGCAUUCAAGUCCACACAAGAAGUAACAACGCCAUCAAAAUUCCUUGAUUGCCAAGGUCUACAGGACACUUAUCAUAGUGACCCUGAAUCUGGAGAUGAAAUAGUUGCAAUUUCGUGGAUCUUGAAUGCGUAUUAUGAUCGACUCCGGGCAGUGUUUUCGGUAAAUCCAUAUCGACCCGCGCCAGUAUCAGUCCCGGAACGAGCUCCACCAUUUGAUCAAAUCCAAAAGCUCUAUUUUACCAGAUAUAAUGGCAAUAAUGAUGACUGGGAGACUGUUGUCGCAGUCGAGGCCUUCUUCCGAGAUCAGGCGAUUACUGGAAUCGUCUUCAUCUAUCCGUCUGGCAAGAGGGCAAAGCUUGGAAGGCUUGAUGAUACUCUCCUCUGCCAGACAGUCCAUUUCCCAUCGGAAUCUCGAGUGGUUGGAGUUUGGAUGACACACACAGACUACGAGAUGAGAAACAUCGAGUUCGCCCUUGAGUCGAGAGAACAAUCUGCCCUUUCCACGGUCAGUCUUCCAUCGGAGCCUCUUCCUGGAUCUGGUAUUACUGUCCCCGGUGAGACACUUCGGCGCAACGUAUGGUAUCAACCUGGUACACCUGCCGAAAGCUAUCACCUGCACUCGACUACCUCGGCGUAUGAUGAAAUUUAUCCACCCCCAAGCAGGUCCAGACUGGUGGGAAUCUCGCUGAAUUGCCAGGAUACAUCUUGUGCCAGACCAGGGGCACUGUACGAGCUUGAGCCAAAUCUUGUGAUACCCAGAGGACUUUCCUAG
Molecule: messenger RNA, 3357 nt
Organism: Penicillium salamii
Lineage: Eukaryota; Fungi; Ascomycota; Eurotiomycetes; Eurotiales; Aspergillaceae
Source: the annotation of a GenBank genome assembly